Messenger RNA from Candida tropicalis MYA-3404, 957 nucleotides. RefSeq names its product rRNA methyltransferase (gene NOP1). Bases 1 to 957 code for a protein of 318 amino acids. The transcript has a single exon. The record is from RefSeq and is a predicted model, not a curated record. Gene Ontology annotation, cellular component: box C/D methylation guide snoRNP complex; nucleolus; small-subunit processome. NCBI's taxonomy places the organism in Eukaryota, Fungi, Ascomycota, Pichiomycetes, Serinales, Debaryomycetaceae. Gene Ontology annotation, biological process: box C/D sno(s)RNA 3'-end processing; rRNA methylation. Gene Ontology annotation, molecular function: histone H2AQ104 methyltransferase activity; rRNA methyltransferase activity; RNA binding.
AUGGCAUUCGGAGCUCCAAGAGGUAGAGGUGGAUCAUCAAGAGGUGGCCGUGGUGGAUUCGGCGGUGCUUCCAGAGGUGGAAGAGGAGGUGCCAGAGGUGGCCGUGGUGGAUUCGGUGGCGCUAGAGGAGGUGCCAGAGGUGGAAGAGGUGGUCCAAGAGGUGGAUCUAGAGGAGGUGCCAGAGGUGGAAGAGGUGGUGCCAGAGGAGGUGCUAAAGGUGGUGCCAAAGUUAUUAUUGAACCACAUAGACAUGCUGGUGUUUUCAUUGCCAGAGGUAAAGAAGAUUUAUUAGUUACCAAGAACAUUGCUCCUGGUGAAUCUGUUUAUGGUGAAAAGAGAAUUUCUGUCGAAGAACCAGCUAAAGAAGAAGGAGCUGCUCCAACCAAGAUUGAAUACCGUGUUUGGAAUCCUUUCAGAUCUAAAUUGGCUGCUGGUAUUAUGGGUGGUAUUGAUGAAUUAGGUAUUGCUCCAGGUAAAAAAGUUUUGUACUUGGGUGCCGCUUCCGGUACUUCUGUUUCCCAUGUUGCUGAUGUUGUUGGUCCAGAAGGUGUUGUCUAUGCUGUUGAAUUCUCUCAUCGUCCAGGUAGAGAAUUGAUUGGUAUGGCUAAAAAGAGACCAAAUGUUAUUCCAAUCAUUGAUGAUGCUAGACACCCACAAAAAUACAGAAUGUUGUUAGGUAUGGUUGAUUGUGUGUUUGCUGAUGUUGCCCAACCAGAUCAAGCCAGAAUUAUUGCUUUGAACUCCCAUUUGUUCUUGAAAGAUGGUGGUUUAGUUGUUAUUUCUAUCAAAGCCAACUGUAUUGAUUCUACUGUUGAUGCUGAAACUGUUUUCGCCAGAGAAGUCCAAAAAUUGAGAGAAGAAAGAAUUAAACCAUUAGAACAAUUGACCUUAGAACCUUAUGAAAGAGACCAUUGUAUUGUUGUCGGUAGAUACAUGAGAAGUGGUAUUAAGAAAUAG